AUGAACCCGGCCGGCGGCUCCAACCAAAACCAACAUACCAACCACAGAAUUCAGGCCGAUCUUCCGCGAACAACAACCCCUUCCGAGACAACAAGCUUCCACAUCGGUCACAACAGAAACCACUGGUUUUCCAGACUUCUGUACAGUACGAGAAACUCAAAGCAUAGCGCCCUCCCCGCACCGGUUCGUCCGCGCCGCCGUCGCACUGGUGUCCGCCACGUGGAGAAGCCCGUUGCUCAGCUUGACGAUGGUGGCAUCGUACCAGGAGUGUAUGUGUUGGGCGAGCAGCAGCCUAGCAGGUCUCCCAAGGACCCUCCUUUUCCGAAUUCUUUCUUCGACUUCAUUCGCGUGACGUUAAAACAACAGUAA
Colletotrichum lupini is the source of this 369-nucleotide messenger RNA. RefSeq lists its product as uncharacterized. The record is from RefSeq and is a predicted model, not a curated record. Bases 1 to 369 code for a protein of 122 amino acids. NCBI's taxonomy places the organism in Eukaryota, Fungi, Ascomycota, Sordariomycetes, Glomerellales, Glomerellaceae. The transcript is spliced from 3 exons.